AUGAAAGCAAUUUGUGGGACUGUUUAUGCUGUAAAGCUUUUGGAGUUCUUCCCCUGGAUGGAUGAUGUGUUUAAGUUAAUGUACCUGAAUAGGUCAUGGAAGAGAGUCAUCCUCGAUGUGAUCAACAACACGAACUUCCUGAGGGGGAAAAAAAUAAUGCGACUCAAAAAUAGGAAGAGCAUUUUUCUCAUUCUCAAGUACAUGAGCGGGGUCCCUCCCCUUGGGGGCGACCUCCCCCCACUGCCAGCAUUGCCCGGAUCAUCAGGAUCAUCCGCAUUGUCUGCAUCCCUGGACCGAGUUGGACGACAAUUCCCCGAGAACACCAUCCAGUGUCCCUUCCCGAACGUGCUAGAACUAAUUAUUGGCUCGUGUAACCCUAACCCCUUGUUCUUUAACUACAUCCAGAAUACCUUCCCUCACUUGACGUGCUUCAAGCUAAUGAUAACAUCCCCCGUGUGCAUUCCUCUGCUAAAAAACUUUUGCUUCAACUCCAAGAACCUGCGCUACAUAAUAAUAAGCAUCGUAAAUCGACAGCUAGUCACAGAUUACCGAGAGAAGCUGGAAAAGAACCUGAGUAACUUCUUUCGCCUGUGGGGCAUAAAUGUUACGCUCAUAACGGAGUUAGGAACCUAG
This is a messenger RNA of Plasmodium knowlesi strain H, 633 nucleotides long. RefSeq names its product conserved Plasmodium protein, unknown function. The transcript is spliced from 3 exons. The record is from RefSeq and is a predicted model, not a curated record. NCBI's taxonomy places the organism in Eukaryota, Apicomplexa, Aconoidasida, Haemosporida, Plasmodiidae. The coding region runs from base 1 to 633 and encodes 210 amino acids.